AGCGCUUGCGUGGAGUCGAGGAUAGAUCAUUCUUAAAAAGCUGUCUUCCUGCGAUUGUCCUCCGUUACAUAUAUCCCGACAAUGUCUGCAGCCCGAGCCCACCCCAACGACGGUUCUGGCGAGUAUGCGGACCAGCUCGGAACGGAGAGGGAGCUCUCUUCUCUGCCCGCCGUAGACACGAGUAAGGAAGCCUGGGCUUAUGUCGCAGCGGCUUUUGUCAUGGAAAUGCUCCUCUGGGGACCCAUCUUUGCUUCAGCCGUGUAUCUGAAGCAUUAUGCAGCACUUCCGCAAUUUGCUUCUUCAUCCGAGACUCAGAUUGCUUUCGUCGGAACGCUGCCCAUACUCUUUGGUUAUUCACUCGGUCUUCCUUUGCUCUAUUUCUACAAUCAUUUUCCCCGGGCCAUGAAGCCGUCAAUCUGGGUCGGUCUAGCACUCUUCACGGUAUCGAUGCUGGCUGCCAGCUUUGUCUCAAACAUGAAGCUCUUGAUUCUCUUCCAGGGGGUCGGACCAGGUAUCGCUGCUGCUUUGGUAGCUUUCCCCAUAAUCCGAUGGCUUCCCGAUUGGUUUGACCUGCGUAAAGGGACUGCGGGGGGUAUCAUUUUCGCUGGGGGUGGUGUGGGUGGUGUUUAUAUGCCGUUUCUGGAGGAGGCUCUCAUCAAUCACUUGGGUUACAAAUGGUCUUUGCGAAUCACCGCUAUACUGACCGCUGUCCUUGGUGGUGUCGCCAUAUUCUUUGUUAACCCGCGAGUUCCCAUAUCCCCCCGAGCGCACGUUGUUCGCAUGCCCAUGCCGCCAUUCUUUGACACUUUCAUGCGAUGGGGUUUCUUUGGUACCUUUUUCUGUUGUCUUCUGCAAGGAUUUGGUUAUUUCAACGUUGGACUUUUCUUGCCAAGAUUCUCAGACUCUCUUGGCGGCGCUGCGGGUGCAGGUCUGUUGGCGGCUUUCAACGUCAGUUGUAUUGGAGCCCAGCUGAUUUGGGGAUUGAUCACAGACAAAAUGAGACCUGCCCAGGCGAUGGCGAUCAGCUCUGUGUUGGGCACAAUCUUGACCCUGACGUUCUGGGGAAUCGGUGGCAGUAAGGGUAUCUCUCUGCUGGCCCCUUUCGCGAUUCUCUUUGGCCUGGCGACCGGUGGCUUCACCUCCAUGUGGUUCCAAAGUGCACACGACAUUGCUGGGCCUGAUCAGGGGCGACAGAGUCUAUUGUCUGUCGGUUGGUCUUUGGCAAGAGGUGUAGGCGGCAUUGUCGGUCCCUCAGUUGGCUCAGCCCUCUACAGGCUCCCGACAUCACCGUCAAACAGAUGGGGCUCGGCAGGCUCUCCAGGAUUGGUCGGUCUUGUUGCUGCAAGUCUAGCGGCAAGCGCGAUCGUCGUGUUGCUAUUUAGGUAUGCGAGUGAUGUGAGCAAAUACAUCUCCAAGCUUGUGGGGAAAGGUAAGGAGGGGGUAAGUGGGGAGGGCCAUGGGAUGGAGAUGGGGGUGGUGACAAGAUGAGGGGUUGUUGUAACGGAGAGAAGUAGGUGUCGUAUGCUUUCCGAGCUUCCCCGCUAUCACAAUUCAUGUACAGUCAUCGUAUGUCUGAUCUUGCGGAUGCAGUGCCUUGUUGAUACCAUCUUGAUUGGUCAAAGAUGGAUAAGAAGAUAACCCUCUAUGACGUCCUGAGGGUUUGGCAAAGGGCAACAAGACCCUAUAUCCAAGAUCGCGCUGGACGUUGGACACUGUGCACUACCGGCCCUGGAAAUGCUUG
Cryptococcus amylolentus CBS 6039 is the source of this 1741-nucleotide messenger RNA. RefSeq lists its product as hypothetical. The record is from RefSeq and is a predicted model, not a curated record. Gene Ontology annotation, molecular function: transmembrane transporter activity. The coding region runs from base 82 to 1488 and encodes 468 amino acids. Gene Ontology annotation, biological process: transmembrane transport. Lineage: Eukaryota; Fungi; Basidiomycota; Tremellomycetes; Tremellales; Cryptococcaceae. The transcript has 10 exons. Gene Ontology annotation, cellular component: fungal-type vacuole membrane.